Racocetra persica is the source of this 392-nucleotide messenger RNA. The record is from the annotation of a GenBank genome assembly. NCBI's taxonomy places the organism in Eukaryota, Fungi, Glomeromycota, Glomeromycetes, Diversisporales, Gigasporaceae.
UACAAACUUAUUCUGAUAUUAGUACUGGUAAUAAGAUUGGGAUACAUGAAUUCUUAGAGGCUUUGGAAUUAUUAGAUAAUAAAGUUGUACCCGUCAAUAGGGAUGAUGAUGAUAAUAGCGAAUCUGACAUUGACGAAGAAGAUAGUAAUGAUGAAGAUAAUGCUUUGAAAAAGCUUUAUCGAGACCAGGAAGCUCGUCAAUGUUUUAUUCUUCUUAGGCUAUUUACCAUGCGCCUUCCUAAUUUAUUUAAGCAAGCAAAAAAUAGAUUAUUUGUUGCAUUUUCUAGAUCUAAUUCAUUUGGAGUAUUAGAACACAACGCAUUAUUGAAUGCUCUAGCUCAUUCUGUGAAAGGUUUAAAUCUUUUGAAUACGAUGAACUCGGGUUUGAUUUAA